GCGUGGCUGUGGGAGGGAAGACACGGCAAGCUUGUGUCAGAAUUUAUUGAAAGCAAUGUCUCGUCAAUAUCUUAAUAGUCUUGAACAAUGACUGUGCCUGAGAAGCGCCGCGUGUGAACUUCCGCAGUGCAUUAUUUACACCUAGCUAUUUCCGUCUCGCGAUAACAAGAUGGACACCUCGGCCACUUCGGAGGAGGAGCUGGAGACGUCCCACGAGACAUCCGCGGAGAGCAUUGAGAACGAAGUCACAGAUCUCCGUGAUGUCACCCUGCCCCACCGCCCUUCGCCCUUCACCCUCAGGUCCCAGUGCGGCAACGGGCGAUGUCCCAUGGGCACAGGGCUCUACUUCCGGUCCAGGAUCAGCCCGUCUCCUGGCAAGGGGAGACAAUUGUGACGUCAAGUGAGAGCAGAAAGACGACAACCCAUCAGACCCCAAGGGACUCCAGGAGCCAGGCUGCGACACAGGUGGACGCAAAUGGAGGCAUAGGAGGCAUCGCAGAAACUGUUCGGAACAGCGUUCUCGGGCUCUUUACACCAACGAAAAAUACCUCGCUACCAGCAAUUGUGGAAUCGUCUGAAUCAGGAUUUGAAGAAGGGAGUGUCACAGGUGAAACAGUAGUUGCCUCAUCACCAAACUCAGAGAGAUUUGUGUCUGCUCGGGAAUACUUCGCAGAGGCAGACACUCGAGAACGGUUGACCAGUGAUUACUUUAGUGGGAGUGAUACACCAUCAAAAUUAAGGGAGAGCACUCGCCGUUUAAGCCUCUACAAGCCACACAAUCCUUACAUUGCAUAUUCGUCAGAUGAAGAAUUUGAUGACUGGAAACAACAACCCAAGUCAGACUACACCUAUAGUACCUCACUCACUUACCGUGAUCGAGUGACCCCAGACCGGAAGAUCGGGUCCCCAAACAUGUCCCGUCGGUCUCUUAGGGGUGGGAAUGUGGGCUACCUCAAAUCCCCAGAUUUCUCAACCGCUGGGUUAGAUAGUGAACUCACAACCAGUAGCCUUAAUCUCAGGAACCGAGCAGUACUUAGGUCCAUGGAUGCUCUGUCAGAUACCAGCGAUGCUGAAGACACGCAGGAACAGCUCAUCAUACCCAGGAGAAGAUCCAGUAGGAGUCGAAGUAUUGAUGUCAUGCCCAAGUCAAAUGGCACAGCGAUGAGCAGAACAAUAACAUCUUCAACUUACACAACCACAAGAACCCUCCAUCGUGGCCUUGAUGCAGAUAGUGAUGUUGAUGAUGGCAGUGAGUCUACAGUUCCAAUUCGUGCAACACCGUUGACGGCAAGAGGUGGAACACCCCUUGGCCGAUCCUCAACGCCACUCACUGCAUUGAGAAACAGAUCAUCACUCACUGCUGAAAAUACCAGAGGAGGCUACACUUUGGCAAAGGGGGCCAUUGCUGAAGACAUUGAGGAAGAAGAUGAGAAACCCAAAAAUACUAUUGUGGCAUGGAGUCAGAAGAGCUGGGAGACUGUGGUGCGAAUAACAAUGAUAAUGACCACAUCAGUGAUAGCCAUGGCCACAAGAGCAGUUACAGCCACUACCUCAAAUAAAGUCGAUGAGGAUUCCCAAUCAGAGAAGGCCUCUCAGUCGUCGUUCAUAUCCAGAAUUAACACAACACGAAGGAGGAUGGUAACCUCGACAACCGAGUACUGGGAAUCGAUGAAGGAACGCUUAAGGAAGAACCCCAUUCUUAUCUGGAUCCCUUUGCUGCUCCUGCUCCUCUUAUUGGCUCUUGUGGCUUACUGGUGGCUGUUGCAGUCCCGUGCCAAGACAGGUGAUGCUACUGAUCCCAAAGAAACUGAUGGAACCUCAUUCCUGACACUUCUUGUGACUUCUGUCUCUGACAUGACCCAUUCAUCAAUAUCUGGCAUCUCUUGGGUUUUUGGCCUUGCUUGGCUGUCCCUCGUAGACUUGUGUGAAUGGAUUGGAUCUGCAUUUGUUGCUGGUGUAUCUGCUGCUUGGGUAUCAGUUUCGGGCAUGUUCACAUGGCUUGGGUCUGUGACGUAUGCCUGCCUUGCUUUUGCAUUAGACUGGCUGUAUAUUGUCUUAGGGUUCCUGCAGUAUAUAGGCCUAGCCAUCCUAAGUUUCUUUACUUCUGGUGUCUCUUAUCUCUCUGCCCUCUUCCUUCCUGUCAAUGAUACCAAUAACAAUAUGGAUGAAGCCCAAACCACCACGGAAUCAUGGAGCGUAGUUGGCUGGGUCUCGAGCAUCGUCUCCAAGGAAAGUUUCUCUCAGUUAUAUGCAAGUGCUACUGAAAUAACCCAAACCUCUGGAAAUUGGUUAUGGAAUAGCUGGCUCUGGCUUAUUGUGACCCUUGGAGAAACUCUAACUUCUGCUGCUGCUUAUGCCCAGUGGCUCCUCUACAGCCUCUUUUCUCUUGUUGUCUACCUGUUAACGGGACUGUGGAAUCUUCUGUUAUAUUUGAUCCUUGGUGUGACUGGCCUUAUCACAUCUGCUGCAUCAUCAGUCUCAUAUGCUGCUGUUACAACAUCUUCGGCGCUGACCAAUGGUGCCAAGCUGAUUGCCUUACCUUUUUAUGGAUCUUCUGAAUCAACAAAGGAAACCACCAGUAAAACGGUCAUCACAACUCCAAAAGUGGAACAGAAUAUCAAUGUGAACAAUCACUCAGUGGUUGAAAUUGUGGACCGAGUAUUGGGUAGCGAGGAGUUGAAAACCCUCAUUGCAGCUGUGGCAUCAGAGAGUUCCACAAAGGGACAGUUGACUAUGGAUGAUGUAUCAAAUCUUGUGAAGUCUGUUGUUGAAGGAGAACUUAACACAUUCAAAGAGGAAGCGUCUGCCUUGCGAGAUGAGGUAGGCUCAAAGAUUUCAAUAACGGAGGAUACCAACAACUACAUCUUGUCUAUGCAGGCGCAUCAAGAACACCUUAUCAAGCAGUUGGAUGAGUUGGGCACAAGACUAAUCAAGAUGGAAGGAUCUAAUGAGGAGAGUCAGAAACUAUCAGCAGAACAGCGUCAAGAGUAUGAAGAUCAGUUGACGGGUCUCAAGAAGGAGAUAGACCUGCUUGGCACUCAUCUCAACAAAUUACAGACCGACCACACCAACCUUGCUACUGAAGUUAAGAGCUGUUGCAAAAAUAGCAGUCUGACGUUAGCUGAUGUAGAGAGACACGUCACCACUUUACUUGGGGACAUCCUAGGCCUUCCAGCAUCCUCUCAAGAUGAAGGAGCAGAAGAUGGAGUGAAUACCUGGAGUGCGGGAGAGAUGGGUGCUUGGCUGAAGAGCUAUUUUGUUGCCAAGGAUGAGCUGGAAACAAGACUCAAUUUGCUAACGGCAUCAAUGCAGAUGAAACCAGUGGAAGGUGAGACCGAUACAGACAAAGCUUCAGGAGUUCUGAUACAGCAGACAAUAGCACAGACCACACAGAUGGUAAUGGACACUGUUUUGGAAAAAUUGCGAGCAGAGAUCCAUAAGCAGCAUUCUGAAUUCUCUGACCAGGCACAGCAGCAGGUAACAGACCAAGUCAAUCUCCAGAUUCAGGCAGCAGCUGAAGUCCUGGGAACACAGAUUACAGAUCAGUUACAGCAUCGUUUUGAGACCACAAAGGUACAGAUUACAGACCAAAUCAACAUUGCUGUAGAUUCGGCAGUCAAGGAUUCCGUGUCCAAGUCAGUUGCCUCAGUUGUACCUGAAGUUGUAGCAAAGGCAGCACCUGAUAUGGUUGCAGCAGUUGUUCCUGACAUAGUUGCACAAGCUGUUCCAGGUGCAGUUGACUCUGCAGUAAAGAUUGCAGUUGCAGAGGCUGUACCAGAAGCUGUAGAAAUAAAAGUGUCUAGUGCUGUACCAUCUGCUGUACGAGAUGCAGUUGCUGAGUCUGUUCCUGAAGCUGUUGCUAAAGCUGUGCCAGAAGCUGUAUCAGAAGCUCUACCAGGUGCUGUCAAUGAAGCAGUCAACACAGCUGUUCCUGAGGCAGUAUCAGCUGCAGUUCCAGAAGCUGUUGCCUCUGCUGCACCAGAAGUGGUAGCCUCGCUCCUGCCAUCAGUUGUACAGGCUGCAGUAAAUGAGACAGUGUCAUCAGCAGUUCCUGCUGCAGUGGAAAUGAUUGUAAAUAAGGCAGGUGAUCAAGAGUUAAAGCAGAGUGGAGGUGACAACAUUGCCAUUAUGGGAGUCUCCUCUGCAACAGACAGUAGUGAAGAAGGGAAACUAUCUGCUACAGUCAACAUUUCUCAGAAUCUUAACAAUGGAUCAAACUUUUCAUUUGUACCAUCUGGCAGUGCAUUCUCAGCAGGGUUAAAUGAAUCUGCCGUAAUACAGAUAGUUAAAGAUGCACUCAUGAAGUAUGAUGCAGACAAGACUGGAAUGGUGGAUCAUGCCCUAGAAACUGCCGGAGGAAAUAUUAUAUCAACGCGCUGCACGGAGAGUUACCAGGUACACCAGGCUGAAGUGAGCAUUCUUGGAUUCCCUGUAUACCGCUAUUCAACAAAUACCCCUCGCACCAUCAUCCAGCCGGGGCGCAUGCCUGGUCAGUGCUGGGCAUUCAAGGGAUCUCAGGGCUACAUUGUGAUUCAACUGGCUGGAUCUGUCCGACCAACUGGAUUUAGCUUGGAGCACAUACCCAAGUCUCUGUCACCCACGGGGGAAAUCGAUUCUGCCCCACGUGAGUUUGAGGUAUGGGGCCUGCAGCAAGAGAGUGAUGAAGGAGUUUAUCUUGGAAGCUAUGAGUAUAACCAGAAUGGAGAUCCACUUCAAUACUUCCCAGUUACCGAAGAAAAUGCCCAGUAUUUCCCAAUGAUUGAGGUCAAAAUUAAUAGUAAUCAUGGGAAUUUGCAAUACACCUGCAUUUACAGAUUUAGGGUUCAUGGUUUGCGGUAUGUUUAAAUGAUGUACCAUUGAUCUCAAGUGCUAUUAACUUUAGAUGUGACUGUGGCCUUAGAUUCAACAACUCCAUUUGCAUAUCUGGAUGAGUCAUACUAUCCUAUUUUGUCAAAUACUGCCAAUCUCCUGUCCACUGAUUUUUAUUUUAAAUUUUUUGUAUAGAUUGCUUGACUGAAAUCAGAAUCCCAAAGCCAUAUGUGCUUUUAUGAAGUUGGAUGUAUUGUAAAGACAUCAGUACCUGUUGUUGCCAGGGUAGUGAAUCCCUUGGUGAAUAUGAAAGUGUGAUAGUGUUUUCUCUUUUAAUUUCUUUAUUGUACAGUAAGACUGGACUGCAAGCUUUAUAUUCUUGUACAUUGUACAGCACAUUUCCUCUGGAAUGAAAAAUUGAUCUCUUGUAUGUAUAUUUCAUUCUUUCAUCGAAGAAAUACAAAAUUGAUGUGCAAGUUGCCAAGUUCAUUUUAAGCUACUUACUCAGCUAACUCUUGAUUUACAUCAUUGACUGAUUAAAAACUCCCCUUCCCUUGAUAAUACAAUUUUAUAGAUUUGGUUGCCAUUCAGAUUUAUUUGUAUGCAAACUGCAAUCUAUUUAAGAAUUUGAUUCAUUAGUUUUUGUUUUAACUGUACUGUAUAGAAAAAUAUUCCCUUAUUUUAAGAUUCCAAUACAUCAACAAAGAAAGUCAUAUUGGUUUGCUUAUGAAAUUUUCAAGAACUUCACAUUUUUGUAAGUCAAGGUGUUGUAUUGUUUGGGAUAUUUUUGAAUGUCUGUGAAAAAUAACUUCAUGUUUGUUGAUUGUUUGUAUAUAUGUAUGAGAGAAAGAGAGAGAGUGAGAAGAGAGUGAAUUUACAGUUCAGGUCUGCAUUUGCACAACUUUGUGCUGCAAAAUGCAUAAGAAGCAAAUGUAUUUUUUUUUUUUUUUUUUUUUUUUUUUUUUUUUUAAUCCGAUAAAUGGAAAACAAAGCAUUGGUGCUGAACAUAGCCUUCCCAGCCCAAAGAUUAAAUUUUUAUGGUGGCCUGUUACCUGCUGCUGGUUGGUCAUAAAGUUAUCUGUACCUGUAGAAGGUAUUGUAUUUGUUGCAGAAUGGAAGCUCUAAGGAUUAUUCUUCCAUGAUGAAUUAGUCCACAAUUUCACUUUUAAAAAUCAGUGGAGGCUAUGAUAUGGUUGUCAAGAGUUCACUCUAAUGUUGCCAAAGGUUGCUUAAGAUUGUGCCAUUCACAAGUAAUGAAGUUUACUCCGUGCCUGUUUUAGAGGCUUAGAUAAACUAGUAAUUUGAAUAGUCAAAUUGAAACCUUCAAACAACCCAAAGAUGUGUAGGGCCUGAUACUGCACAUGUAUUUUUAACAUGAGGUACAAAGAGGAACAAUGUUAGUAUUUGUAUGUAGAUGUAUGUACUUAUUUUGUACAGGUCUUGGACAUAAACUUUGUAAGAAAAAUUUUGUACAUUUAUGAAAAGACACAAAAACAGGAUAUAUUAUAUAUAUGUAUGGGAGAAUAACUGUUGGCUCGUGCCUGGUCUGCAAAUCUUCAUUUUCAUGCUUCCAGGGUAUUAUUUUUUCUUUUCUUUUUCUUUUAUUUUCUCUUAUUUUGCUAGUCUCCAUUCUUGAUCAGCCAGAAGAAACUAAUAAAAUAUUAACACAUUUUA
Penaeus monodon (black tiger shrimp) is the source of this 6483-nucleotide messenger RNA. RefSeq lists its product as uncharacterized. Gene Ontology annotation, biological process: nuclear envelope organization. Gene Ontology annotation, molecular function: protein-membrane adaptor activity. Gene Ontology annotation, cellular component: meiotic nuclear membrane microtubule tethering complex; nuclear envelope. The record is from RefSeq and is a predicted model, not a curated record. Lineage: Eukaryota; Metazoa; Arthropoda; Malacostraca; Decapoda; Penaeidae.